Molecule: messenger RNA, 1182 nt
Organism: Asterias rubens (European starfish)
Lineage: Eukaryota; Metazoa; Echinodermata; Asteroidea; Forcipulatida; Asteriidae
Exons: 2
Coding region: 335-772 (145 amino acids)
Source: RefSeq, a predicted model, not a curated record
CAUAACACAACGCACCUUGCAUGUGCAUUGACUCGUCCGUCGGUACUUUAACCAUGAAACUUGACUGACUAUUGUACCUAAAGUUCGGCAAAAUAUGUUACCAGAUGCGGAAAUAAACCUGCUCAUUGUAUGAAAAUACUGUGCUGCGAAUUUUAAACAGAUCCGAGUACAGUAGUUUCAAUUCAAAGUAUUAAUCUAAGCAGGAAAUGAACGUUCUAUCGAGUAAGUUAUCGUGUUCCAGCAAUUGACAUGUUCAACAAACUAAUGACAAGCUGACAAUAUUGGGACCCCACUCGUCACAUGAGUCUAUACAUUCAAUACGGUUUUGCAGUACAUGAAGAUGUCAGGACUACUACUGCUCAUCGUUGGAAUACUGUUUAAAGAGUCAUGUGGCCAAGGGACAGUGACAGUUUCUCCGGACGUGACCGCUGACAAUGGCAGUCCAACAACACUUUCCUGCACAUACACCGUGGACAAUAAUUACUUACUCUAUAACCUAGAAUGGAGAAGAGGGAAAAGUGUGCGGGGUAGUUUCAGAAUUGCUGAUUUUGUAAAAGAUGUCGAUCAGCCAAUCUACUACGGUAACUUCAGCUCAUCGGAGUACACAGCCUCUAGAGAUAAAAUUAAUCGAAUAGCCUCAUUGGCUAUUGCUUCUGUAAGAUUCCAGGAUGACUCUGAACUCUUCUGGUGCAGUGUUCAAGUGUAUAUUGCUUCAGGCCCAUUGAUAAAUAUCAGGGAUUCAAUUGAAGUGAUUGUGACAGGUAUGUUUUAAAUAGGUAAUUUGAGGGUAGUUUGAGUUUGGAUGUGUUGGUUUUGUGAGUGUUGUAUAGAGUUCUAGCAUAAUGCUGUCUUUUGUAAGAUUGGGUGAGUAGGCCUAUUGGUAAUUGUUAAUGUUUAUUUCAUACAACAUAAUUACACAUUCGAACCGGGAACCUUUAACAAAAGAGGACAAUAGAGUCCACAGUGAGUUGGAAAACGUGUACAAAACCAUUACGAGCUGUUUUGCAAAAACGUUUCUCGAGUAUAAACAAAAGUGGGAAAAUAACUCAUUGUUCUGUACUGUGAUGCUUGUCCCAAAUUCUUUGAAAAAUUGAUAAUUUUGUUAUUUAAUACGCGUAACAUUAAUUAACCAUUCCUCAAACGAAGAGUUGACCUAAAAUUAAAACAUCCCCUUUUUAUUGA